GGCCAAACAUAUUACUUAAAGCGAUGUAAAAACUUUGACAAAUUGUAGAUAUUCAUCAUUAUUCCCAUUUAACAUGAAUUAAAAACCUUUACUACAACGGUUGUCAUAUAUGCAACGUAAGGUAGUUUCCACGAAACAUUGUGUCGGUGCUAUUAGUUAUUUUCUGCCGCUAUUAUAAAUUUUCUCACACAACUGUACUGUACUGUGCUUGGAAUGUUUCACGCAAUCUUGCAAUGAUGACGCCUGCCACCAUGUCCUUUAUUAGUGAAUUCCUGCAGCAGACUGUGUAUAUGGGCAAGCGAGAUGACUCAGCCUUUCCCAAACAGGGUGGCACCGUGACCCCUGACCCUCAUUUCAGUGCCGUUGGGGACACUGGCAUCUUGGAUAAGGCCAUCAAAGCCAAAGGUGUGGAUGAGAACACCAUCAUUGAUGUGCUGGCUAAGAGGAGCAAUGCCCAGAGACAGCAGAUCAAAGCUUCCUACGAAAAGUCUAGUGGCAAGCCUCUGGACGCUGCCUUGAAAUCAGCCUUAAAGGGGGAGCUGGAGGAUGUGGUUCUGGCACUGCUCAGAACGCCAGCCCAAUAUGAUGCCCAACAGCUCAGACUGGCCAUGAAGGGAUUGGGUACCGAUGAGGACACUCUGAUUGAGAUUCUGGCCUCCAGGACCAAUAAGGAGAUCAGAGAGAUCAAAGUAGCCUAUAAGGAAGAAUACAAAAAGGAGCUGGAGGAUGAGAUCAAGUCUGACACAAGCGGAGACUUUAGGACUGCCCUGCUCUCACUCUGCAAGGCCAACAGGAGUGAGGACACCACUGUGAACCUGGAGCUUGCUGACAGUGAUGCCAGGACCCUGUAUGAGGCUGGAGAGAAGAGGAAAGGGACCGACUGCUCGGUCUUCAUAGACAUUCUGACCACCAGAAGUGCUCCUCAGCUCCGCCAAACCUUUGAGAGGUACUCCAAAUACAGUAAAGUGGAUGUGGGAAAGGCUAUUGACCUGGAACUGAAGGGAGACAUUGAGAACUGCCUGAAAGCUGUAGUUCAGUGUGCUGGAAGCAAGGCUGCUUUUUUUGCUGAGAAACUCAACUUGGCAAUGAAGGGUAAAGGAACUAGGACCAAGGUUCUGACCCGGGUCAUGGUGAGCCGGUCUGAAGUUGACCUGGCCUGGAUCAAACAGGAGUACAAGAAUAAAUUUGGGAAAACCCUCUACCAGGAUAUUCUCGAUGACACCCAGGGAGACUACGAGAAGAUCCUACUGGCCCUGUGUGGAAGUGAGAACUAACUUCCUCCAAUCUCACCUGUCAAUUACUAUAACCGUGCCAAUGGAGAAUCCUUCCCAAAACAUACACAUCCAAUGUGCAUAUUUCUAUGUGCAUAAUAUAAUUAUUCAUGGCAACUGUUGGAAAUUGCGGUCAACAGCAAUGAGUAUCUGUCAACAGCAAUGAGUAUAGUGAAGUGCAAAAUUGAAUGGGAAACAUUUCCCUGUUGCUGUCUACUAUAUUAAUUUAGUAUAGCUUCAGCAGGCUUAGUAACCCAUAGUGCAAGAUUUCUUCACUUUUGUGCUCAAAGAAUAUUAAGUGGCAUUGUACCAAUUAUGACUGCUCCUAUGGCCAAAUAAAGCUUUUUGUAAUUUCAAAUUUUC
Esox lucius (northern pike) is the source of this 1634-nucleotide messenger RNA. It is a transcript of the gene anxa1a, whose product is annotated as annexin A1a. Gene Ontology annotation, molecular function: calcium-dependent phospholipid binding; cadherin binding involved in cell-cell adhesion; calcium ion binding. The record is from RefSeq and is a predicted model, not a curated record. The transcript has 13 exons. The coding region runs from base 234 to 1274 and encodes 346 amino acids. NCBI's taxonomy places the organism in Eukaryota, Metazoa, Chordata, Actinopteri, Esociformes, Esocidae. Gene Ontology annotation, cellular component: plasma membrane; cytoplasm. Gene Ontology annotation, biological process: prostate gland development; arachidonate secretion; regulation of hormone secretion.